AGAGAGAGUGGGUCCCCUGCCUUUCCCUCUCAAAAGCCCCGUCACAGCUCCAUGCCUUCACUUGUGCUUGCUCACUCAGUAACCCUUUAACCAUGCAUCGCCGUCUCUUUGGAUUGUGGUUAUUUUGUGGAUGAGAUGGUGCCAAAUGUGAUCAUUUUCCUGUGUUUUCUGGCUCUUUGCUGUGCAGCUGAUCUGUGUAACUGGACUGGAAGCGGUUUUGCAGCUGGCCUGGACUCCAGGAUCGUUCUGCAGGUGCGGCUCCGCUGUACAGAGGGGUCCGUGAGGUGGGUGUACCCGGGCCAGGCCCUCAGGGUGGUCCUGGAGCCCAACCUGUCCUCGUCCAGACGCCGGAGCAUCUGCAUCCAGCCGUUCCCGUCUUCCAGCGGAGCCAGCGUGUUCAUUGAGCGGGCCGGCGCGCUGCAGCCGCUCCUGGGGCCCCCGGGGCCGCCGGGGCCGCUGCAGGGCGCCGGGGGCCCCGAGCGGCAAGUGUUCUGUUUCCGGGCGGAUGGCCCGCACAGGCCCGCUCUCUACCUCCAGGCCAACCCGCAGGCUGAUAAACCUUGGAGCAGGCGCACAAUGGGCUUCAGAUACGAGCUGCUGAUGGGCAACAGGAGUGAUGCGCCCAUGGGCCACCGCGGGCUGCACGCUUCGUGCCGUCCCUGCACUGAUGGAGAGCUGCUCAUGGCCAUGUGCAACAGCGACUAUGUGGUUCGAGCUCAUAUUAAGAAUGUCACCCAUGACUCAAAACGUCACACGUCAUCGGUGGAGGUAUCAGCGACCAGGGUGUACUGGCAGCGCAGCGGUGUGUUUGAGCAACAGGCAGAUCCUUCACUGCCAUCCGUGUCCUGGCACGGACACAUCCGCACGCUCCUGCAGUGCCACGUGAAGCCUGGGGAUGGAGAGUUCCUCUUCACAGGGUCAGAGCACUUUGGAGAAGCAUGGUUAGGCUGUGCUCCGCGGUACAAAGACUUCCUCUCCGUCUACCACAAGGCCCGGACGGAACAUAGGAAUUCCUGCGACUUCCCUCUAGACUGAGGAGGUGCAUUGUUUUAUCAGCUAAAUACUUUAUCCACAGUCAACAGCUCUGUGCUGACACUGUGGGAUCCUUGUACUUGCUGGCAUGUGUCAGCAAGGUGGCUUCCAGUGUCACCAGCAGGGGCAACGCUACUGAAACCGUGGUGGAGACACAUUUGAAGAGGCAGAAUGGGAGCAAACAGCGGGGCCUGCUGCUCUGCCGCUCAGAGAGGAUCGGCCUUUGUCUGUCCCCCAUUGCUGUCCUCAGUCCUGGGAGACCAAGGAGGGGUUGGGUUGCCGCAGUCCUUUUUGUGACUCUCCCCACAUCCACUGUUGUUCACUUUACUAGCUCUGUGUGACAGUUGCCCUGUGAACUGUGGUGGGAGGGAAGUUGGAGGGGCAGUCAUUUAUCAUCGCCAGUUUGUCAUUGUGAGUGGGAUAGUACAAACAUAUGAUUGUAGAACUCUGUUUCUCAGCUAGAAUUUCAAAUCCUCUUGUUUUGUCUCUUCACAUGUGUUGCAAACUAAUCAUUGAAUUAAAUGGUUUUUUUUUGUUUUUUUAACCCAGCAUCAGGGCAAAUAAUUGAAAAUGAUUUAUCUGAAAUACUGACGUGAUCAAAUUCUUUGCAAAUUUAAUGUUUGACAGUUCUCUUCUUCUUUGAUAACAUAAGCACUGACUGAAAAAUGUUCUCU
Cololabis saira (Pacific saury) is the source of this 1706-nucleotide messenger RNA. RefSeq names its product meteorin-like protein. Bases 136 to 1035 code for a protein of 299 amino acids. The transcript is spliced from 4 exons. The record is from RefSeq and is a predicted model, not a curated record. Gene Ontology annotation, molecular function: hormone activity. NCBI's taxonomy places the organism in Eukaryota, Metazoa, Chordata, Actinopteri, Beloniformes, Belonidae.